CUUUUUCAAAAUAUUACUAAGAUCCGAAUAAAUCUAGUUUGAUUAUAUUGGGGCACACGUGACAGGUCCACAGAUGAAAAUGGCGGAACAAGCAGGCUUCAGUCAGAUAAAGGAAAACAUUUCCAUAGAAGGCAAGGACUUCUCCUUCUUCAACCUUACAGCACUUAAUGACAGUCGGUAUGACAAACUGCCGUUUUCUAUACGAGUGUUGCUGGAGUCAGCCGUGCGAAACUGUGAUGGUUUCCAGGUGAAACGUGGUGAUGUGGACAAUAUUCUCAGCUGGGAGGAGAAUCAGGGAAAGAGUGUGGAAAUACCUUUCAAACCAUCCAGGGUGAUACUUCAGGACUUUACGGGUGUACCUGCUGUUGUGGACUUUGCGGCAAUGCGUGAUGCUGUCAAGCGACUUGAUGGUGAUCCCAACAAAAUCAACCCUGUUUGUCCAGUUGACCUUGUCAUUGACCAUUCAAUACAGGUGGACGUUGCCCGCAGUUUGUUGAAUUCUCCUAAUCCUGGUGGAGGUCAAAGUUCGUGUCAAAGGUUAGGGUCAGCCUCUUGCUCGCAGUGUUCACUACUAAAAAGGCAGCCAUAUGUUUGCCCUGGACAGCAGCAGGCAGGUGUAAACGCAUUAGAGAAAAAUCAAGAGCUGGAGUUUGAGAGAAACAAGGAACGCUUCGUGUUCCUCAAGUGGGGAGCUAAAGCCUUAAAAAAUAUGGUGAUUGUCCCCCCUGGUUCUGGAAUCGUCCACCAGGUGAACCUGGAGUAUCUGGCCAAGGUGGUGUUUGACUCUGACAAUAUAUUGUACCCUGACAGUCUGGUUGGUACAGAUUCUCACACCACAAUGAUUAAUGGCCUUGGUGUGGUAGGCUGGGGUGUCGGAGGGAUAGAGGCUGAAGCUGUCAUGUUAGGACAAGCCAUUAGCAUGGUCCUACCACAAGUUGUUGGGUACAAACUGACUGGACUGGUCAACCCUUUGGUCACCUCCACGGAUGUUGUACUGACCAUCACCAAGAACCUGAGACAAAUUGGAGUUGUUGGAAAGUUUGUGGAGUUUUUUGGCCCUGGUGUAGAACAUUUGUCCAUUGCUGAUCGGGCUACAAUCUCUAACAUGUGUCCAGAGUACGGGGCCACAAUAGGAUUUUUCCCCGUCGACGGGAAAAGUCUGGAAUAUCUGCGUCAGACAGGUCGUCAUGGUGACAAGAUACAACAGAUAGAGAAAUACCUCCAAGCCGUUCAUAUGUUCCGUAACUAUGGUGACUCAUCCCAAGAUCCAGUUUUUUCACAGAUUGUGGAGCUUGACCUUUCUACGAUUGUAUCGUGUUGUUCUGGCCCAAAACGGCCUCAUGACAAGGUGGCUGUGACGGACAUGAAAACAGACUUCCAGGCUUGUCUCAACAACAAAGUCGGCUUCAAGGGUUUUGCCAUUCCCUCGGAUCGCCAGUCUGUUACUGCCCCAAUUGUUUCCGAUAACCAAGAGUACCUUCUGUCACAUGGCUCCAUUGUCAUAGCAGCCAUCACCAGCUGUACGAACACCAGUAACCCGUCCGUCAUGUUGGGGGCGGGGCUCCUAGCGAAGAAAGCAGUGGAGGCAGGGCUUAGUGUAAAUCCAUACAUCAAGACAAGUUUGUCGCCGGGCAGUGGGGUGGUCACAUACUAUCUCAGGGAGAGUGGAGUCACGCCCUACCUAGAGAAACUGGGAUUUGAUAUCGUGGGUUACGGCUGCAUGACUUGUAUAGGAAACAGUGGCCCUCUACCAGAGCCAGUAUCAGAGGCCAUAGAAAAGAAUGACUUAGUAGCAUGUGGUGUGCUGUCUGGGAAUCGAAACUUUGAAGGACGGAUCCAUCCUCUGACGCGGGCAAACUACCUAGCCUCACCGCCCCUUGUCAUAGCCUACGCACUAGCAGGAACAGUCCUUAUCGACUUUGAAACUCAACCUUUAGGCACUGACAGUGAAGGGAAAGACGUGUUUCUCAGGGAUAUCUGGCCGACACGGGAGGAAAUCCAGGAAGUAGAGAAGCAGUUUGUGGUUCCUGCCAUGUUCACAGAUGUUUACUCAAGGAUUACAGCUGGUAAUAAAAGAUGGAACGCUCUCGAGGCUCCGUCGGAUAUCUUGUAUCCUUGGGAUCCAAAGUCCACCUACAUCAAGUCUCCGCCGUUCUUUGAGACUAUGACAAGAGAGCUUCCCUCUCAGACAGGAUUGAAAGAUGCAUGUGUAUUGCUGAACCUUGGUGACUCCGUCACCACUGAUCACAUAUCCCCCGCAGGAAGUAUCGCCAGAAACAGCUCUGCUGCCCGCUACCUGGCAUCUCGAGGAUUGACUCCGAGACAAUUCAACUCCUAUGGCUCCCGACGUGGUAAUGAUGCAGUGAUGACACGGGGUACCUUUGCUAACAUUCGAUUGGUCAAUAAGUUUGUUUCUAAAGCAGGACCAAGGACUGAAUUUUUACCCAAUGGAGAAGAGAUGGACAUCUUUGAUGCAGCGGAGCGGUAUCGCAGUGAAGGACAACAAGUAAUUGUAUUGGCCGGGAAAGACUAUGGAUCAGGUUCAUCACGAGACUGGGCCGCUAAAGGUCCUUGGAUGUUGGGCAUCAAGGCUGUGAUUGCAGAGAGCUAUGAGAGGAUACAUCGUAGUAACCUAGUUGGUAUGGGAAUCAUUCCAUUCCAAUACCUGCCUGGCCAGACGGCCGAUAGCCUUGGGCUGACUGGCAGAGAACGGUUUACGGUGGACCUCCCAGCAGAUAUCAAGGCUGGUCAGAUCAUGUCUGUGAAGCUAAACGACGGACGUAUGUUUGAUGUUUGUUGUCGAUUUGACACAGAUGUUGAGUUGACCUACUUCAGACAUGGAGGCAUCCUAAAUUAUAUGAUUCGACAGAUGUUGUAGCUUCACCAGCCAUAACGCUUAUCUCCAAGGUGAUAUUAGAUGGUUGGACGUCAGUAUCCAUGGUGAUGUGGGAUAGAUCCUUGAUUUGAUUGGACGUCAGUAUCCAUGGUUAUGAGAUAGAUUACAUGAUUUGAUUGGACGUCAGUAUCCAUGGUGAUGAGAGAUAGAUCCUUGAUUUGAUUGGACGUCAGUAUCCCUGGUUAUGAGAUAGAUUACAUGAUUUGAUUGGACGUCAGUAUCCAUGGUGAUGAGAGAUAGAUCCUUGAUUUGAUUGGACGUCAGUAUCCAUGGUUAUGAGAUAGCUUACAUGAUUUGAUUGGACGUCAGUAUCCAUGGUUACUUGGACGUCAAAUGCAAUAAUGAAGAAACACAGUAACUUCUGAUGUUAUGGUCACUGUGUAAAUAUGGUAAUUAACUUGUAACCAUGGCAACAGUAGGAACGGUGUUUAUAGAAAUAUGUGAUAGUGUUGAUGAGGUGUUGUAGAGAAAUUUGUGUUAUUUUUAUGAGAAAGUGAGAGAGAAUAGAA
Pecten maximus is the source of this 3405-nucleotide messenger RNA. RefSeq names its product cytoplasmic aconitate hydratase-like. Gene Ontology annotation, cellular component: cytosol; mitochondrion. Gene Ontology annotation, molecular function: 4 iron, 4 sulfur cluster binding; iron-responsive element binding; aconitate hydratase activity. The record is from RefSeq and is a predicted model, not a curated record. Gene Ontology annotation, biological process: citrate metabolic process; tricarboxylic acid cycle. Bases 74 to 2878 code for a protein of 934 amino acids. The transcript is spliced from 22 exons. Lineage: Eukaryota; Metazoa; Mollusca; Bivalvia; Pectinida; Pectinidae.